AUGAGAUUCUGGUGGAAGGGUUCAACCAAUAAUAAGGGCAUCUGUUGGACAAAGAGGUGUAAGUUGGAGAUGCCUAAGGGUUUAGGAGGAGUUGGGUUGAGGAAUAUUGAUACAUAUAAUAAAGCCUUACUAGCCAAGCAAGCAUUUAGAAUUCAUAACGAUCCUUCAAUUUUGCUGGCAAGGGUCAUGAAAGCUGCAUAUAAGAAGUCUCCUGUUGAAGCAGCCUUGAAUAAAGACAUUUUUAACAAUGCAUCAUGGGGAUACAAGGGUUUAUGUAAAAGCAUACAGGAGAUUAGUAAUAAUGUAGGAAGAGUUAUAUAUAGAGGCAAUGUGGAUAUUAGAAAUGGAUUGUGGCUCCCAUCAAAGAAGGUCUCGUUUGAAAAUAAUGAAGCUGAAAAUAACAGAGACAUUGUUAAAGUUAAAGAUCUUUUCCACUCACAGGAAAGAAGGUGGAACCACCAGCUUAUAUGGGCAACUUUUUCUUCAAAUACAACUAGGGAAAUUCUGUGUAUGCAUAUAUCUGAUGAAGAUAAGGAAGAUCAAAUAUGUUGGAUGGCAAACAGAACGGGGCAACCCACAGUCAAAUCUAUAUAUAAUCAGCUGAUAAUGGAGAAGAAUCUUCAAACUCCUCUUGAUAAUAAGGACAAAUUCUGGAAAAGAUUAUGGAAGAGUGAGUUGAUCCCAAAAUGGAGAAUUUUUACAUGGAGGUUACUAAAUGAAGCCAUUGCAACCAGAAGUAGGCUACGCAAAAGAGGUAUGAUGGUGGAAGACGGUUGUGUCCUUUGUAAGAAGUCGCAAGAAAAUGAUAAACAUUUAUUUAGAGACUGCCCAAUUUCUAGCCAUGUUUGGAAGGGAUCUCCUUUGGGGAUAAAUGCUCGUGUGAACCAGCAUAUUGGAAUCUCUGAGUGGAUAAAAAACUUCAUGCAUUUCUUUUGGACUGAAGAUGGUCGUAAUAGUCCGCGAGUCAGAGCAUUUAUCGCAAUUCUAUGGUCAAUAUGGAUACAUAGGAAUGAAGUAGUGUUCAGAAAUGUUGAAGCCAAUCCCAGAACAGUCAUGCACCUUGUUGUGAAACAUAUAAAGCAAGCAGAGGAGGCUGUUGAGCUAAAAUAUAGGGAGGGAAGCAAGAUUCGAAGACAAGAAGAAGGAGUCUUGGUGCAUGCUCUCAAAGGUAACAAUAACGUGAAUCAUGCUAAUCUUAUUGUUGCAGGAACUUGGAAAAAAGGUAGGAACAAGAAAUGGGGGGAUGCUGCAAUAGGAUGGUGUGUUAUGAUGGACAAUAGAUUGAUUGAUGAAGAUGGACUAAAGGUGAACGCUUCAGACGGACAACAGGCAGAAAUCAAGGCUAUGCUCUAUGGAAUGCAAAGGGCGACACAGUUGCUAAUUCGGAGCAUGAAGAUUUGUACGAGCUCUAUGGAUGCUAUCAAAGCGUUAAAGAAUUAUCCUGCAUGUAGAAUGGAUCUGGUUACAAUUUGUGGUGACAUUAUUAGAAUUUCGAAUGAUAUGGACAAUUGUAUAAUAGAAAAAUGUAAAAAAGAGAUAACUAAAAAAAAGUUUGUUGAGAGGUUCGAAGAGGGAACUCUUUCGACGCCAUGGGUAGACCUCGAAAGCAAACUCGCUCGUCCAACUCAGGGAAGAAGAAGAUGA
Messenger RNA from Spinacia oleracea (spinach), 1644 nucleotides. RefSeq lists its product as uncharacterized. NCBI's taxonomy places the organism in Eukaryota, Viridiplantae, Streptophyta, Magnoliopsida, Caryophyllales, Amaranthaceae. The transcript has a single exon. The record is from RefSeq and is a predicted model, not a curated record. The coding region runs from base 1 to 1644 and encodes 547 amino acids.